AUGAGCCGAACCCCGCUGAAUGAUGCGGACACUGGCUCUGGUUCUGUCAUGAACAGGAUGGCCCACACCAAGUUGUCUCUAAUGCGGGACAAAUGUUAUACGACUUUGACAGUGUGCUCACUGAAGCGUGCUGUCACGGGCAGCUCCCAAGUGUGUCUCAUGAUUUGUUACUCCUUCAUAUUACGUGUUCGUGAUCUCUUCUACCUCACCGCUCUCUGCUCCUGCAGCUCGUAUUUCAUCAGCUAG
Molecule: messenger RNA, 246 nt
Organism: Dibothriocephalus latus
Lineage: Eukaryota; Metazoa; Platyhelminthes; Cestoda; Diphyllobothriidea; Diphyllobothriidae
Source: the annotation of a GenBank genome assembly